Messenger RNA from Plasmopara halstedii, 171 nucleotides. RefSeq lists its product as uncharacterized. The coding region runs from base 1 to 171 and encodes 56 amino acids. The transcript has 2 exons. NCBI's taxonomy places the organism in Eukaryota, Oomycota, Peronosporomycetes, Peronosporales, Peronosporaceae. The record is from RefSeq and is a predicted model, not a curated record.
AUGGCCAUAAUACCACCAUUUACGCGUAAUGUACAAGACGUCCAUAUGUAUGGAUUCAAAGGACUGUGCCAAAGUUCUUCCUCGCGCGCCCUCCAGCUUCUUCAACAGCUGCGAAUAGUACGCAAUUACAUGAUGCCCCACAAUUUAUCACGACUUUCCACAGACAAAUAG